Molecule: messenger RNA, 2664 nt
Organism: Daucus carota subsp. sativus
Lineage: Eukaryota; Viridiplantae; Streptophyta; Magnoliopsida; Apiales; Apiaceae
Product: protein FAR1-RELATED SEQUENCE 5-like
Exons: 5
Coding region: 1-2664 (887 amino acids)
Biological process (GO): regulation of DNA-templated transcription
Molecular function (GO): zinc ion binding
Source: RefSeq, a predicted model, not a curated record
AUGGCUCAGAGUUUUCAAGAAUGGAUGUCUAUAGCACUACAGCAACACAGAGGGGAGGAAAUAUUAAAUCUUUGUAUGAUUUGCUGGUCUCUCUGGAAAUAUAGAAACGAUAUAGUUUGGAAUCAGAAAGGUGCGGAGUUUGUAGAGGUGGUAGCAUCAGCUAUCCAAGUUCUUGAUCACUGGAAGAAUGCACAAGACAGGUCUUUUGACUCCUCCUUUAGGUUUAUGACUCUAACAGAUGGGGAUGUGCAUUGGAAACAACCACAGGAAGGAACGAUCAAGGUUAAUACAGACGCUGCGUUGUUUGAAGAUUCUAAUUGUUAUGCUUAUGCUAUGGUGGCUCGUGACCAUAGGGGAAGUUCGAGUUGUGGGGAUUCUUCUCUUGUUAAUCGUGGCUGUGAUGAUGUUACUUCUGUUGCUAGUGGAAAUGUUCCCUCGAGUCGGAACGAAGAAUCUGUGACAAGUUACUCAGAUGUUCGUGAAAGAUUUUAUCUUCCUGUUAAUGUUACUGAUGUUUCAAAGCCAAAUAUUAAUCAAUCUUUUCAGAGUCUGGAUCAGGCUUUUGUAUUCUAUAAAGAUUAUGGUCGUUUAAGUAGUUUUGAUGUGAGGAAGGGAACUGAAAAGAAGGAUGCAUUUGGUACUAUUACUUUCAAACACUAUACAUGCAGUAAAGAAGGUUCUAAUGAGUUUCGUAGUAUUUCGGACAGUAAUUCAAGUAAUGUGAAGCGUAGGCGAACUGCUUCUACAAGGUGUUGUUGCAAAGCGAAGAUAGUUUUGAAGCUUAAUAAAGAUAGACAAUACUUUGUCUUUAAGUUUGAUGAAGUGCAUAAUCACCCCUUGGUUGAUGAAUCUGGAAGGCAGUUUUUGCGAUCUAGUCGUGAAAUGACAGUUAGUUCUAGGAAUUUUGUGUUUGAUGCUGCAAAAGUUAACAUUGGUUGUAGUAAAGCUUAUGGAUUGAUGAAAGAAAUGGUUGGUGGUUAUUCGAAUGUUGGAGCUACAUUGAGGGAUUUUAGGAACUUUAAUCGGGAUUUGAAAGAGUACGUUGGUGAAAGAGAUGGGCAGAUGUUAAUUGAUAAGUUUAAAGUUUUUCAGGAGAGCUCGAGUUCUUUCUAUUAUGCGUAUGAGCUUGAUGAAGCAGGGCGUUUGACAAAGCUUUUUUGGGCUGAUGCAAUUUCUCGGAGGAAUUUUGAGGUUUAUGGUGAUGCUGUCUCAUUUGAUGCGACGUUUGACACAAAUAAGUAUAACAUGAUUUUUGCCCCAUUUACUGGGGUUGAUAAACAUGAAAAAUGCAUAACCUUUGCUGCAUGCCUUUUGUCAAAGGAAGAUGUCACGCACUAUAAAUGGGUUUUUGAUCAAUUUUCUACAUGUAUGGGGCGACAUCCUGUUGUUAUUGUGACAGAUCAGUGUCCUGCAAUGAAAAUUGCAGUUUCUUCGUCGCUUUCUUCGAAAAAUGGUCUUGUUGCUACUAAGCACCGUUUGUGCAUGUGGCAUAUCAUGCAAAAGUUUCCUAUAAAGCUUGGUAAUCGAUUAUGUAAAGAAACAGACUUUAUGGAGAAAAUGAAAAAAUAUAUAUGGUCAACACACCUAGAGAUUGCUGAUUUUGAACAAGGUUGGGAAGCUGUUAUCAAAGAAUUUAAUUUGGAGAAUGACAAGUGGCUGACUGAUAUGUAUGCUAUUAGAUCAUUGUGGAUUCCAGCCUUUUUCAGAGAUGAGCCUAUGUUUGGGUUGAUGAGGACCACAUCUAGGUCAGAAAGCGAGAAUUUUUUCUUUGCUCAGUUUCAUAGACAAGCUGACACAUUAUGUGAGUUUUGGUUGCGGUUUCAAAGUGCCAUGGAAAGACAAAGAAACGAGACAAAGAGACUGGAUGAAGAGUCGAAAUCAAGCUUUCCUACUACUUUGUCAAGAUGGUUUAUUGAAGACGAUGCAGCUGAUUUGUUCACUCGAACGGUUUUUUACAGAGUUCAGGAGGAAAUUCUGGCAGCUUGUUUGGAUAUGCAGAUAAAGCGAAUGAGUGAAGAAAUAGAUGGUGUUACGAACUUUGAAAUUAAGGAUGUGAAAGUUAAAGAAAAGAUCUUCAAGGUGUCGGUCAGUAAAGAUCAUGCUGUUUGUUCCUGCAAAAAGUUUGUGAUGUGUGGUAUAGUUUGCCGACAUAGCUUAUGUGGCAUGAAGCAAAUUGGAGUAACUAGAUUCCCUAGAAGUCUUCUUCUUAACCGUUGGUCCAAAAUUGCGGAUUCUGGAAGCUCAUGUGAUAUGAUAUCUACUGAUUACUUGAAGAUGGAAAAUGUUUCUUUGAAAUUGAUGAACAUUUGGUUUGACUUUCGUCAAGUUCUUAACAAGGCUGGAUUGCAGAUGGAAGCUCUGGAAUUUGUUCAUAAGACAGUCAAGCAGUUGGGCAGUGAAGUUGGAGGUGGUUGUACUGAUGGUGGUGGUUUUUUAAAAAAAGACCAUCUUGCUUCUUUGAUUGGUGACCAACCUCAGGGUGAAAUUACAGUUUUAGUUCCUAAUGUUUCCAAAAACAAAGGAAACUAUUUCAAAUCAACAAGGUUGAUUAGCGAGAGAGAGAAAGCAAUUACUAAGUCAAAAAAGAGAAUCCGAAAGUGUAAAGAAUGUUUAGCAACUACUCAUGAUUCACGUACUUGUCCAAAGAAGAAGUUACAGAAAUAA